AUGGGGUUAAGAGCGGCCAGCCUCUUCCUCCUCUGGCUGGCUCUUUCCUCUGCUAGUGAAAUAAGAAAAGGAAGGACAAGAAGCCAUGGCCACUAUGUCUGCAGCACUUGGGGAAACAACCAUUUCAAGACUUUUGAUGGAGAUGUCUACCAAUUCCCUGGCCUUUGCGAGUAUAAUUUUGUUUCUGACUGCCGAGAGGCUUACAAGGAGUUCUCUGUCCACAUCCAGCGUGCUCUCGACAGCAAUGGCCAUCCUGAGAUCCAGUAUAUUCUGAUGAAAAUCAAGGAUAUAAUGGUCUACCUCAAACCCAACCUGGUUGUGGUGGAUGGGCGGAUUGUGAAGACACCUUACUACUCCUCUGGUGUCCUCAUUGAGAGCAAUGAAAUUUACACCAAGAUUUAUGCCAAAUUAGGCAUGGUUCUGAUGUGGAACCAGCAGGAUGCCCUGAUGGUGGAGCUGGACAACAAAUUUAAUAACCAUACCUGUGGUCUCUGUGGGGAUUACAAUGGCAUUCAAAUCUACAAUGAGUUCAUCAAGGGAGAUGCAAGCUACAAUUCAAUUACAUAUGGGAAUAUGCAGAAGAUCAGCAAACCCAAUUCCAAAUGUGAGGAUCCAGAUGAAACUCAGGCUCUUCCAAGCUGUAAUGAGCAUCGUGACGAGUGUCAGAAGUUGCUGACCUCCUCUGCAUUUGCUGAUUGUCGGCUGCGUCUUAAUUUGGAGAUGUACAUCCAAGCGUGCAUGCAGGACAAGUGUGCCUGCAAUGGGAAGGACGACUCCUUCUGCCUCUGCAGCACCAUCUCCGAGUAUUCCCGCCAGUGCUCGCACGCAGGCGGCCGCCCGGGAGAAUGGAGGACACAGAGCUUCUGCCCCAAGACCUGUCCUGCUACCAUGGUCUAUAGAGAAAGCAGCUCACCCUGCAUGGAUACUUGCUCACACUUGCAGAUCAGCAGCCUUUGUGAGGAGCACUACAUGGAUGGCUGUUUCUGCCCUGAAGGAACUGUGUAUGAUGAUAUCAGUGAAAAAGGCUGCAUCCCUGUUAGCCAGUGCUACUGCAAACUUGGUGGAAAGAGUUAUGCACCUGGAGAAAGCAUUUCCAAAGAAUGUGAAGAAUGCACCUGCAAUUCAGGCAGAUGGACCUGCAAAGAUCUACCCUGCCCAGGCACAUGCUCAGUGGAAGGAGGUUCCCAUUUUACCACCUUUGAUGGGAAGAAAUACACCUUCCAUGGAGACUGCUACUAUGUGUUGGCCAAGGGUACUGCAAAUGAGAGUUAUGCUCUCCUGGCAGAACUGGCUCCCUGUGGCUCCACAGACAAACAGACCUGCUUGAAGACUAUUGUGCUGUUAGUGGAUAACAAAAAAAAUGUGGUGGUUUUCAGAACAGAUGGCAGCGUGCUCCUGAACGAGAUGACAGUGAAUGUGCCUCAUGUGUCAACCAGCUUCUCAGUAUUCAAGCCGUCUUCCAACUACUUUGUUGUACAAACUCCAUUUGGGCUUCAGAUGCAGAUCCAGCUGUUUCGAGUCAUGCAGCUGUUUGUGACUGUGGAUCAGUCAGUUAAAGGAAAACUUCAAGGUCUUUGUGGAAACUUCAAUGGAAUGGAAGGUGAUGACUUUAGAACAACCAGUGGGCUGAUUGAGGCUACAGGGUCUGCCUUUGCUAACACAUGGAAAGCUCAGUCCACCUGCGCAGACCAGGUAGAAAAGCUGGAAGAUCCCUGCAGUCUCAGCAUUGAAAGUGCAAAUUAUGCUGAGCAUUGGUGCUCUUUGCUGAGAAACCCAAAGGGUCCUUUUGCAAGAUGUCACAUAGCCGUUGAUCCUUCAGAAUACUAUAAGAAAUGUAAAUAUGACACCUGCCUCUGUGAAGACAAUGAAGAAUGUUUGUGUGCUGCCCUGUCCUCUUACUCAAGAGCCUGUGCUUUCAAAGGGAUCAUACUGGGAGACUGGAGAAAGAGUGUUUGCAGUAAUGAAGCAUCUUCCUGCCCAGGAAAUCAAGUCUUCCUUUACAACCUUACAAUGUGCCAGCAAACCUGUCGCUCCCUUGCUGAUGGUGAAAAGUAUUGCUUGCAAGACUUUGCCCCUGUGGAUGGCUGUGGCUGCCCAUCCAAUACAUACUUGGAUAACCAGGAUAACUGUGUGCCCAUCUCCCAGUGCCCAUGUUAUUACAAGGGAUCAUACCUGGAACCUGGGGAGUAUUUCACAAAAGAUGGAGAACGCUGUGUUUGCCGAAAUGCAAAGAUCCAGUGCACUUCAGUGAAAUUAAGAAUGAGAAGUGAAACAGAAUGUUCUUCUAACAAGACAUACUUUGACUGCAAUGCAUUCUCGAAGUGGACUUCCCAAACACCUCUACAACUUAGCUGUCAUACUCCUCAAACCGAUCACUUCCAGACAGAGUGUGUCUCAGGCUGUGUGUGCCCUGAAGGUCUGUUUGAUGAUGGCAGAGGGGGCUGUGUCGAGCAAAAAGAUUGCCCAUGCAUUCACAACAAUGAGUGGUAUCAUUCUGGAGGCAAGAUAAAAGUGGACUGCAACACCUGCACCUGCCAGAAAGGGGUUUGGAAAUGCACUGAGGACGUGUGCUAUGGGACUUGUAUGAUAUAUGGAAGCGGCCAUUAUAACACUUUUGAUGGGAAAUUCUAUGACUUUGAUGGGAGCUGUGAAUAUGUGGCUACUCAGGACUUCUGCGGUGACAAAAAUUCCAGUGGCUCAUUCAGUAUCAUCACAGAGAAUGUUCCUUGUGGAACUACAGGAGUCACCUGCUCAAAGGCUAUCAAAAUGUUCCUAGGGAAAACUGAGCUGAAAUUGGAGAACAAAGAGUACAAAGAAAUUCAGCGAGAUGUUGGUGAUGAUGUGCAGUAUUGGAACAGGACAGUCGGCCUGUACCUGGUUAUUGAGGCUAGCAAUGGUGUGAUGCUGAUCUGGGACAAGAAGACUACUGUUUUCAUCAAGCUGAGCCCUGAUUACAAGGGUAAAGUGUGUGGUCUGUGUGGCAACUUUGAUGACAAGGCAAACAAUGAUUUUACAACAAGGAGUGGACUGCAGGACAAUAAUCCUCUGAAUUUUGGAAAUUCCUGGAAACAAUCUCCCAUGUGCCCAGAUGUCACAGAAGAGAUUAAGCCCUGUGAUCUGAAACCACACCGGAAGUCUUGGGCAGAGAAAGAAUGCAGCAUCAUCCAGAGUGAAGUCUUCAAAAUUUGUCACUCCAAGGUGGACCCACUUCCUUACUAUGAGGCUUGUGUUCAUGAUGCCUGCUCCUGUGACAGCGGUGGGGACUGCGAGUGCUUCUGCUCUGCAGUUGCAGCGUAUGCCCAAGAGUGCAUCAAGGCUGAGGCCUGUGUUUUCUGGAGAACUCCUGAUAUCUGCCCGAUAUUCUGUGACUACUACAACCCUCGCAAUGAGUGUGACUGGCACUAUGAGCCUUGUGGCAGUAAUAUCACAACCUGCAGGAUGAUCAACAAUGUCAGCACCAACUUUACAGUACCAUUACUGGAAGGUUGCUACCCCAGAUGCCCUAAGGACAAGCCUAUUUACAAUGAAGACACAAAGCAAUGUGUGACUGGAGAUCAAUGUGGAUGUUACCUCGAGGAUGGAACCUAUGUGCCCCCUUGGCAAGAAGUACCCACAGAGGAAAACUGUACAACAUGUAUCUGUGUCCCAUCAGGAUCCAUAGAGUGUAAACCGGUCCCAGGAUGUCCUUGUGUCAUCAAUGGAACGAGUUAUGAAGAGGGUGCUACUGUGGGAGUCGUACAGGACGGUGACACAUGUAUAAGAUACAUUUGUGCAGAAAAUGGCUCUGUAGUUCCUGGUGAAGUCUAUCCCUGUCCAACAUCUUCACCUACAACCAUUUCAACCUCCUCCCCUCACAGUACUCUUACCACCACCACCACAGUUUCCACCACAAGCCACCCAGUCACUACAACUCCAUGCGUAGUCACAGAACUAAUCUGUGAUUGGACAGAGUGGUUUGAUGUUAGUAAACCUGAAGAAGGUGGUGGUGACUACGAAACAUAUGAUGAAAUAAGAAAACAUGGAAACAAAAUAUGUACAGCUCCUGAAGAAAUUGAAUGCAGGGCUAAGGAUAAACCUGAUGUGAGCUUAGAAGAACUUGGUCAGAAAGUAGAGUGCAAUGUUAAAUAUGGGCUAAUCUGUAAAAAUGAUGAGCAAGAUGUAACUAUGUGGCCACUUUGCUAUAAUUAUGAAAUCAGAGUAAACUGUUGUGAGUGGCAAGAAAUUCCUUGUGAGCAUACAACUACACCUACUAUACCUUCAACUUCAACCACCACCCAGACAACAAUAGCCAGCACCACUACAACCAGGACUUCAACAGAAAUUACCACCCCGCCCAUAGACAUCCAUUCCACAACAUCCCCAUCUCCACCCACACCGAGCACACCACAACCGACAACGCCUCCUACGCCGCCAGAGACUCCCACCACCACCACCAGCACCCCGACAACAACCACCACUACUACUGGAUCAACAAAACCCACCUCAACUACUUCAAGCACAUCCUCACCAACACCAACAUACACCACCACCACACCAACUCCAGCGUGUGAGUGCAUCUGGACAGACUGGAUCGAUGUGAGUUACCCAGAUGGUUCUGACAGGAAUGGUGGUGACUACGAAACUUUUGAGAACAUUUGGAAGAAAUACCCCUCCUGGGAGUGUGCAAAAGUUGAGAAUAUUUCAUGCCGAGCACAGAAAUUCCCUAGCAUUUCCAUUGCAGAUUUAGGGCAGAAAGUGGAAUGUGAUGUUAACGUAGGGCUCAUUUGUAACAAUAAAGAUCAGCAGAUAGGAGGUAUAAUACCGAUGCCAGUCUGCCUCAACUAUGAGAUCAGUGUCUGCUGCACCCCCAACAAACCAGAGUGUCUUCCAACUCCAAGCACCACGAGCACCACAACUUCCACAGCUACCACCACAACGAGCAGUGUGUCCCCUCCAAUAUCAACCACCACUCCAACAUCAGUGGAGACUUACAGCCCUACCACCACCACCACCACCAGUGUGCCCCCCAGCAGCACCACCACUAGUGGCAGCACCUCAGAGACAACAAGAACUGCUCCUGUCUCAACAACACCCGUUUCAACUACUUCAAGCACAUCCACACCCACACCAACCUACACCACAACCACCUCACCAACUCCAGGCACACCUCCAUCUACACCAAGCACAGCAUCCCCUACAGAAGAAUUGCCCACCAUGUCCCCAGAGACUUCCAGCAGCACCACCACCACCCCCAGCACCAGCACCCCGGCAACAACAACCUCUCUUGUUGGAUCACCAACACCCACCUCAACUACUUCAAGCACAUCUUCACCACCACCAGCAUACACCACCUCCUUAUCAACUCCAG
Molecule: messenger RNA, 5347 nt
Organism: Zonotrichia albicollis (white-throated sparrow)
Lineage: Eukaryota; Metazoa; Chordata; Aves; Passeriformes; Passerellidae
Source: RefSeq, a predicted model, not a curated record